Messenger RNA from Botrytis sinoallii, 4530 nucleotides. RefSeq lists its product as uncharacterized. Lineage: Eukaryota; Fungi; Ascomycota; Leotiomycetes; Helotiales; Sclerotiniaceae. Gene Ontology annotation, cellular component: microtubule organizing center. The transcript is spliced from 3 exons. The record is from RefSeq and is a predicted model, not a curated record. Bases 1 to 4530 code for a protein of 1509 amino acids.
AUGGCGGAGGGAGAUGAUUACACAAUGUCGAGUUUGUCAACAAUGUCGGAAACUGAUUCACGGCCACGAACUGCACGACAGGAUUCGGAAAAUGAAGCUUUUACAUUUCAUAAUAUUGGCGAUUUAAUGGCAGAUAGAAGUGAUAAUGACGAUUCGAUAUCUAUGAACUCACAAGCUUUCGAGCAGAAUAGUCAAACGGAAUCUUACGACCAUAGGAAUUUACCUACUCUGUCCCCUCCCACUGAUAGCAGUGUACUUUAUGCACAUAGCGACAACGGAGAUAAUCAAAGUGAGGGUCUGCUGAGUGCCGUGGAUGCAAAGGCAAUGGAACAACACUUGGACAAUGUCGAAUCAAGUUUCCUCCCGAGUGUUUCACCAAUUGGUAAACAUGGCAAGGCUGGUGCCGAUGAUACAUAUUUGUUUGAUGCGGGUCGGAAUGGUGAAGAGUCCCCUGCAAUGGAAGCACAAACUCCUAAGAAGAAGACAUUUGGAAUUAAUGAAAAUGGGGGCCAUGGUUCUCCGACACCCUCUUCACCUCCCACUCCAGAUGGUGCAUACAAAACUCCAGGCCCUGCCCCUCGAUAUUCUGUGCAAGGAGAACACGAUGAUUCGGAACAAAUUGGAAACACGACUUCUAACCUCGAAACUCUUUCGUCGUCCCCAACUGCCGCUGCCGCUGCAAGGACCAUAUCUCGAGCCAUGUCAAUGGCAAGCAUGGGAGAGAAUUUCGAAACAGCAGCACAAUCCACCUCUCAAUCACAGCAACAAUCAGAUGAGGAAGAGGAUAUGGAAGCCACACCCACAAGAUCGCGCCAAAAUUUACGUGCAUUUGUCCAAUCGGUGAAUGAUAGCUCAAGCCUACCCCAUGACUCACCGGCUAGGAGUACAAACAAACAUUUAACAGUCGAUGCCGGUACGACCCCAGGGGCCGCACUUUCAACACGCAAUACAACUAGACCCAAAUUUCUCACCAGUCGACAUUCAAACGAUCGAAGCGAUGUGACAGUUGGUGCAGAUUAUGCUUUGCAAUCCGGAGGCGCACUUCCUUCCGGGGGGUUAUCCAGAAGUGGAAGUAUGACUUUAUCUAGGACUAUAAGCUUGGGAAGUAUGGCAUCUGGUAUUGACGAAGGCGGAGAUUCAUUUGGAAGAGUGGAGGGACCAUUGGCGACACUAGCCGAAGAAGAUUCAACCCGUGGGAGGAGUGAAAAUCAGACGAAUUCUGCUCCAGAAACACCUCGUGCAUCUAGUCGACCCAUGGACCCACCUACUGAUACAAUCAUCGCACGCCACGUUCGCAAUGUCCAAGUGCCCGAAUCAAUGGCUAAAGACUUUCGUACGAAGCAUGGCGUACACACACCCAGCAAGUCGGCAAGCUUUGCAGCAUCCGCUCUGGGCCAAAGAACUGGUAAAAAUCUGACUUUGAAGGAACAGAGCAGCACGAUCGAAAGACUAUCUAAGGAGAAUUUUGACUUGAAAUUGAAAGUUAUGUUUCUCAGUGAUCGAUUAGACAAGCUUUCUGAGGAAGGUGUUAAGGAAAUGAUAUCUGAGAAUGUUGAGCUCAAGACAGGUCUAGCCGUCAUGCAAAGAGAUAACAAAGCUCUUCGUAAAAAGGUAAAAGACCUUGAGAAACAACUCAAAGAUGACGAAGACCGACCAUCCACAGCUCGAUCAGGUACAUCUACAGAAGGAAGUCAGAAGUGGUAUCAAGAAGGCGCUUUUGAACGGGAGGAGGAGCUUCUUUACUUACGAGAGAAGGUUGAAGAAUAUGUGACGGAAAUUGAGAGGUUAAGGAAUGAGAGUCUUGCUCGGGAAAACGAGAAGAGAAAUCUUACCGAUUUGGUUCGUACAAUGGGUGAAAGGCGAGGUCAAGAUAUUGAAACACGUGAAGAAAUGGAUGUCUGGAAAGAUCUCCUUGAGCAAGAAACUGCCCGCAGAGAGCAAAGCGAUGAUGAGAUAAAGGCUCUUCGGGAAGAGAUUUUCCGACUGAAAUCAGAGACGGCUACCGGAGGACAAGGAUUGGGUCACACGACCCAUAUUUACAACAUCACAAAGAGACGCGUCGGAUCACCUUCGAGAUCAAAUUCCAAUAUGUCUGAUCGCAUGACAGAUGAUAGGAAUGGUACAUAUAGCUCAGCAAGCACGUUAGCCGAGGAGAUUAAACGGGAUAAUGAACAACUUCGACAUGAAAAUGCAGAGCUAAGACGAGAAGUCGGAGCACAGACAUCAAUGCUGACUUCAAGAAACCGCGAAAAAGAACGGCUUUAUCAAGAAAUCGAGGAGUUAAAGCUUGGCCAAAGAAGAGGUGGUACAUCGGUGGCCGGCGAGAGCAUAUUUGAACGAUCAGCAUCACGAGCACACGAACGAUCCUCAUCCAGGACUAGUGCGGGUACAAGACAGACGAGUAUGAAUGAGGCUGAACGCGAAGAUUUCGAGAACAAGCAAGCCGAACUUCGAGACAGAAUUAACAGCCUCAAGAUACAUAAUCAGGACUUACAACGUGAACUCGAGUCUUGUAUGGAAGAUUUUGAGACUGCCGUGGAGCACAAGAAGGAAGCCGAAGGUCUAGCUCAAGAAUUACAAGAAGCCUUGGAUGUUGCCGAGAAUGAUCUACUCACCAUGCAAGCAGACCGAGAUGAAGCACUUCAGGGUCAAGAAGAAGCCGAGCUAAUGUUUGAAUCUUUACGUAAAGAAGCUCAAGAAGAACUUGAUGGCUUUGCUGCAGAACAAGAGGAAGCUAACGCUGAGAUUGAACGUCUUUCGGCCGAGGUCGCUGAUGAGAAAGAGAACUUCAAUGCGUUGCAGAAUGAGAUGAGAGAGAUGAGUGAUAUAGUUGUUAGACUGGAGGAUGAUCACGAAAGAAAAUCUAAAAAGAUUCAAGAUCUUGAAAGAGAAUUGGAUGAAGCCAAUAGAGAACUUGAGGAAAUCGAGAAGAAUUAUGUCGAAUCUAACGAAAAGGUGAAUCGAUUGAAUGUGCAGCAAGAAUCGAGUCAAAAUGAAAUUGCAUUCCUUCGAGAAGAACAGGAUGGAGAUAAGAUCAAGAUUGGGGAUCUUGAGGCCGCUAUUCGGAACUUGGAGAAUGCUCUUCAUGAAGAGCAAGAACGUUCUAGAGAACUUGAUGAACGUCUUCAUGAGGAAAGACAUCAAAGAGAAAUUGUUGCUAGUCAAGAAAAGCAAGAAGUUCAACAAUUCGUCAAUGAUCUUAAUCGUGAAGCAACGACCGCCAAGGAUGAAGCUAGAAGAUUACGAAAGAAUCUUACUUCAAGAGAAGUGGAAGCUGCAGAGUGGAAACAGAGGCUUAUGGAACUUGAGAGUAAUCUCAGGGAAGCCCUUGGUGAUCUGAAUGGUACCAGGUCAAGUCUAUUGAAUUCCAUUGCAAAACUUCAACGUGAACUCGAAAAUACCAUUCGAGAUUUAGACUCCACCAAAGCUUCUCUCGCCGAAAAGGAACGUAUGAUCAAACAACGUGAUGACCUCUUGGAGUCUCACGCUCUUGAGUCCCGCAAACUGGCAGAUAUGCUAGACAAAGAACGACAAACCCAUCGUCUCACCAAAAAUCAAUACGAAACAUCUCAAAAGACAUCCUCUCACACAACUCGCACUCUCUCACAACAAGAAUCUCGUGUUCUAGAACUCGAAACUUCACGUCAACAAGAUAGGAGAAAGAUAGCACAGCUAGAAAACAAUUUCAAAGAACAACUUACGGAGAGAAAUAACUUGCUCCUAGGUCUAUGGGGUAGACUUUCAAGUCUUUGUGGUACAGAUUGGUCUCAUAAUAAUUCCCUCAUUAACGGUCGUGCACUUCCAUCUCUCGAGGCUGUUUCUACCAUGUUCCCAGGUUUCUCAAAGAACUUGUUAGCGGCAGUCAAAACAAUCGAAACAUUAGUUGGUGAUUUCAGAGGAAGAGUCAAGGAUCUAGAUAGGAGAUUGUGGAAAGAAUACUCGACCCUUGAAAAUCGAUUUGAGAUGCAGACGAAGAAAUUGGAUAGAUUGGAAACGAUGGCGAGGAGUGCAGUUCCAUUUAGUAGUAUGGAUAGUAGGGCGGAGGUGGUCAAGUUGAAGGACUUGAAUAGGUCUUUGAAAACGGAAAUAUCAAGUUUAAAGGCUGCCAAUGAAGUCAGAUCUGGCGCUUACGAAACUUCUACUUCGCCAUCACCAUCUAUUCCCACUGGACCUCGUCGUCGCAUCGAUAACUCUUUAUCCAGAUCCUCAACCAUGACACGUCACUCAUCUGCAGCUUCAAAUUCUCGAUCCCAAUCUCAGGCAAAUGGAGAGAUGAAUACACCAACGCGGUCAAACACGUUGACGCGAGUUGAAAGUAGUACAGGUGAAUCAAGAGAAGAGGAAUACAAACCUGAUUUGCGCUGGCAAGUUAGAUUACAGGAAUUGGAGUAUAAGUUGAAGGCGGAAAGAGAAGCGAGGAAAUUGGAUCGUACGAGUGCGGCGCAGAGAUUGAGGGAGAAGGACAGGGAGAAUAAGGAAUUGCAGGAGGAGAUGGAGAGGGGGAGGGUUAGAGGGGAUAGGGGAAAGUGA